AUGCGGAUCUUUCUCCUUCCUCUGACAACGCGGCAAGCCCUGAUCUAUUGCCAACGCGCGGAACAAAAGACCACCGGCAAAGCGAGCAUAGCGGAUCGAAUCACCCGGAAAGCUGCUCAAAUAUGGUCGGACUGGGAGGCCGCAGAUAAAGGAUGGAAGAAACAGCUGGUGAAAUAUGGGAACCAGGGACUACAACGGAUACCCUACCAGGAAUGGGGCUUGAAAAGCUUCCCCCCUUCGAAUCCGAAGUUGCAGGCCGAAGAGAUUGCAGCGGGCAAGAAAUACGAUGUGCUCUACCCCGGGAAUAUUAUGCGAAAGGAUGAUGUGCCCAAGGUCAUGGGUCGACUCGCCCGGGAACGGAAGCAAUUGCAUUGGAAUCGCUUCAUCGGCAGUAUGGUCGCCAUGCCAUUCACCAUACCUUUCGCUCUUGUGCCUGUAAUACCAAACAUCCCCUUCUUCUACGCUGCAUAUAGGUGUUGGUCGCAUUGGAGAGCAUUGAAAGGUUCAGACCAUUUGGAUUUUAUCCUAGACAAUCGGCUUUAUAAGCUCACCUCGUCUCCUGAGAUUGAGGAACUCUACGAACAGGUUGCACCGGAUGCUCCUGACUUCACCUUUGUGACGCGGCUUCAGGUCCUUGACGGAAGUGCUCCGCCAGAACAGAUCCUCCUUCCUUCAGGCAGCCAUGGUCUCGUUGCCAAGGUGACGGGUGUCCCCGAGUUAAGUAACGAGGUCGAGCGCGCUUUGUGGCAGAUCCAUCGAGAAUUUGAGCGGGAGAAGGCGAAGCUUGCUCAAGCUGAACCUGGAAAGGACUCCAAUUCCUUGAACGAAAAGGCGGCAGACGCCAAAAUACUGGAGACCAGAAUAUCGGAGAAAGACAAUACGAAGCCGAAAGAGUCGGACAGAGGUGGUGCGGCAUGA
This is a messenger RNA of Exophiala dermatitidis NIH/UT8656, 918 nucleotides long. RefSeq lists its product as uncharacterized. NCBI's taxonomy places the organism in Eukaryota, Fungi, Ascomycota, Eurotiomycetes, Chaetothyriales, Herpotrichiellaceae. The record is from RefSeq and is a predicted model, not a curated record. Gene Ontology annotation, cellular component: mitochondrial inner membrane. The transcript is spliced from 3 exons. Gene Ontology annotation, biological process: potassium ion transport; proton transmembrane transport. The coding region runs from base 1 to 918 and encodes 305 amino acids.